AUGGGGGCUCCUGAGCUCUGGGGGGCAGUGGAGCUGCUGUCCAGACACAAGAUGAGUGGCGGGUAUGAUCUCAACCUCUUCACCAACCCUCCCGACUGCAAUUUCCUGUGCUCUGUCUGCCAUGGGGUUCUCAAGAGGCCAGUGAGGUUACCAUGCGGCCACGUCUUCUGCAAGAAGUGCAUCCUCCGGUGGCUAGCCAGACAAAAGACCUGUCCCUGCUGCAGGACAGAGGUGAGGAGGAGAAAGAUGGUCCAUGUCAAUGCUCUCCGGAGGACCAUCAGCCGCCUGGAAGUCAAGUGCAAGAACGCUGAAGCUGGCUGCUUGGUGACGUGCCCCCUGGCGCGUCGCAAGGGGCACCAGGACUCAUGCCCAUUCGAGCUGAUGACCUGCCCCAACGAGGGCUGCUCGGCGCAGGUGCUGCGCGGGGCCCUGGCUGAACACAAGCAGUGCUGCCAAGUCAGUAGCCCGCAGCGUUGCCCCCUGGGCUGCGGGGCCACCCUGGGCCCGGCCGAGCGUGCCCGCCACAACUGCUAUCGCCAGCUGCGGGAGGCCUGGAGCCGGCGCCAGGAGCGCAGUCGGGCCCUGCUGCUGUGCCUGCUGCGGCGCAUGCGCAAGGUGCACCGCGCCACCAACCUCAUCCGCAGGCAGCUGGCCCAGCUCGAAAAUUUCCUGGAGGAUGAUGCCCUGCUCUUGGGGCAGGGCGCCCCGCAAGAGGCGGCCGAGGCCGCCCCAGAAGGCAGCCCUGGGGCCGAGGUGCGGGAGGCCCGUGGUACCUUGUAAAUAGAAGGGCAAAUAAACUCUGAGGCCAGGCCUGGCCCGCCCCGCCUAACCCUGGAGCCGCCCUGAUCACACUGCGCCCCGCACACCGGCUCGCCUUUCUCCCU
This is a messenger RNA of Condylura cristata (star-nosed mole), 884 nucleotides long. RefSeq names its product ring finger protein 151 (gene RNF151). The coding region runs from base 1 to 780 and encodes 259 amino acids. Gene Ontology annotation, biological process: positive regulation of JNK cascade; protein K63-linked ubiquitination; regulation of canonical NF-kappaB signal transduction. Gene Ontology annotation, cellular component: plasma membrane signaling receptor complex. The record is from RefSeq and is a predicted model, not a curated record. The transcript is spliced from 4 exons. Lineage: Eukaryota; Metazoa; Chordata; Mammalia; Eulipotyphla; Talpidae. Gene Ontology annotation, molecular function: zinc ion binding; ubiquitin-protein transferase activity.